UUUGACACUCGGUUUUUCGGCAACAGUUUUCGAAUUUUACAUAACAUUUCAAAAUGUCACUCGAUUCAACGCUAGAUUCCAGUGAGGAGGCACGAUUUCUGACCAAGGUUAACCGUCUGGUACGGCGCCUAGUGAAGCGAACCCACUUCACGAGCCGAGAGUUGGAAUCUUGUUUGCUGAUCUAUUACAAACUAGUUCGUGACGACGAAACCAACCCGGGACUGCUCGUCGGCAGACACCAGCUGGAUAUGGUGUUUGAUAUGGCCUUCGGAAUCUCCAAUAGUCUCACCGUGGCACGGAUUUACAACGCACUGAACAAAGGUGUCACGGCGUACGUGACAAUGGAAACCUGGGCACUUAUGUUAUCGCUAUUCCUGAGGGGAACAUUCGAUGAGAAAAUCGAUCACUGUUUCCGAGUUUAUGACAUCGGAGGCGAAGGCUUGAUUCGGAGAGAACACAUGCUGGUACUGCUGAAAGGUUGUUUCAUUAAGCCCCAGGAGGAAGACGCGGAUGAAGCGAUCAAGGAUUUAGCUGAGAUCAUCCUACGUAAGAUGGACAUGGACAAGGACGGGGCCAUCUCUCGGCAGGACUUUCGAGAAGCGGUGUACAAGGAGCCGGAACUGAUGGAAUGUUUUGGCCAAGCACUGCCAGAUCGUGCCCAUGUGUACGCAUUUUCACGCACAUUCCUGGAACGGGUGCCGAAAUUUUAA
Molecule: messenger RNA, 710 nt
Organism: Malaya genurostris
Lineage: Eukaryota; Metazoa; Arthropoda; Insecta; Diptera; Culicidae
Product: calaxin-like
Exons: 1
Coding region: 54-710 (218 amino acids)
Molecular function (GO): calcium ion binding
Source: RefSeq, a predicted model, not a curated record